Molecule: messenger RNA, 3690 nt
Organism: Mytilus trossulus (common blue mussel)
Lineage: Eukaryota; Metazoa; Mollusca; Bivalvia; Mytilida; Mytilidae
Product: kelch-like protein 18
Exons: 2
Coding region: 30-1757 (575 amino acids)
Molecular function (GO): protein binding
Source: RefSeq, a predicted model, not a curated record
AGCAAGUGGUUUCUUUUCCUUUCCACAUUAUGUCUCUUUGCAAAACAAAUAUGGCUGACGAUGUAUCUGUUUUCGUGAAAGAAGAUCUACCAAAGACUGCAUUUCCUGUGUUCGAAGACAUCAGAAGACAGGGAAAAUUAUGUGAUGUCACAUUAAAGGUUGGAGACAGAAAAUUUACAGCACACAGAAUAGUGUUAGCUGCUACUAUUCCAUACUUUCAUGCCAUGUUCACACAUGAUAUGGUAGAGUCUAAACAAGAUGAGAUUACCAUGCAAGGAAUAGAUCCAAACGCUUUGGAAGCCCUUGUUAAUUUUGCAUACAAUGGAAAAGUGCAGAUUGAUGUAGACAAUGUACAAAUACUACUUGUGGCUGCAAGUUUUCUACAUCUGCAGGCAGUCAAAGAAGCUUGCUGUGAUUUCUUGAAAAGAAGACUAAAACCGUACAAUGUUUUAGGAGUAAGAACAUUUGGGGACCAGUACAUGUGUACCAGUUUAGUGGAGGCUACAAAUAAAUAUCUGCAGAAACAUUUCAAAGAAAUAAUGAAAUCAGAAGAAUUUUUCAACCUCAGUCUAACAGACGUAUUGGAGAUCAUAACAAGAGAUGAGUUAAACAUUGAUUCUGAAGAACAAGUAUUUGAGGCAGUGAUAAAUUGGGUAAAACAGAACACAGAGGAGAGAUGUAAGGCAUUACCAGAACUUAUGGUUAAAGUUAGACUGCCAUUACUAACACCUCAUUACUUGUCGGACAGGGUUGCCACGGAAGAACUCAUUAAAAACUCAUUGCAAUGUCGAGACCUGCUAGAUGAAGCAAAAGACUACCACCUGAUGCCGGAGAGGAGAACUCUUCUACAAACAUUUAAAACAAGACCAAGAUGUUGUUCGGACAUACCUGGCAUCAUAUAUGCUGUAGGAGGCUUGACAUCCUCUGGAUAUUCCAUGAACUUGGUGGAAUGUUACGAUCCCAUUGUCAAUAGAUGGACCGUUGUAGAACCAAUGACAACGAUCAGAAGUAGAGUAGCUGUUUCUGUUCACAUAGGUUGUUUGUAUGCUAUAGGAGGGUAUGAUGGAGAAGACAGAUUAAAUACUGUAGAAGUGUAUAAACCCAGCAAUAAAACAUGGAAAACAGUCUGUAAAAUGCAUUGUAAACGAAGUGCACAUGGUGCAACUUCUCUUGGUAAACAUGUUUAUGCUUGUGGUGGCUAUGAUGGUGUUUCAUCACUCAGAACUGUAGAAAUAUAUGACCCAGAUGCAGAUAGUUGGACUAUGGUAGCUAGUAUGUUAAAACACAGAAGUGCUGCAGGUGUUGCCUGUCUUGAUGGAGAAAUAUUUGCCUGCGGUGGCCAUGAUGGAUUAUCAAUUUUUGAUUCAGUGGAGUGCUAUAAUCCUUCAACCAAUACAUGGAGAUACAUACCUAACAUGUUAACAAAACGAUGUCGUCUGGGUGUUGCUACAUUAAAUGGAAAACUGUAUGUGGCUGGUGGAUAUGAUGGAUCUAUCUUUUUAAAUAGUGUCGAAUGCUACGAUCCUCUGAAGAAUGAAUGGGCCUAUGUCAAACCACUACAGAUCAGAAGAAGUCGUGUUGCUAUGGUAGCGUCAUAUGGUAAACUAUUUGCGAUUGGUGGUUAUGAUGGUAUUGUUCAGUUAACUACAGUGGAAUGUUACGAGCCUGAUAAGGAUGAAUGGAAAUCUUUACAGCCUAUGUGUGCUCAUGAAGGUGGAGUGGGUGUAGGAGUCCUUCCCAUUGACUUAGAUUCUUAAUGAUGAGGAAAAUACUUUAAUUGAAUGAAAAUAAGAACUGCAUAUGGCAAAAUUCAUGUAAUGCUAUUUAUGAAACCCAAAAAUGUAUUUGGAUCAAAACACAAUACAUAAAAAGCAUAAGAGUAGUAGGUAGAAAAGUUUGAUGGAAAUUGAGAUUACAAAAGUUUUCCAACUUAUACACAUGUUAAAGUACCUUUAAUUUGAUAUACAUGUACAUUCCCUUGGUUACCAUAACCAGGGUAUUUGUACAUUUAAAAAAGUGAAUUUCAUUAUGAAUUUAAAAUAAUAGGUAUACAUGCAUGUAAAUCAAUGAAACAGCAAAUACAUGAAAUAACAACACAAUAUACAUGUACUGAAAGAAUUGAGACUCUUUCACCCGUCUGCUCUUCAUACAAUGUUACUGUAACUACUUGCAUAGCAGUGACAACAGGAUUUCAUAGAACUUUCUGAGAAUUAUUGAUUGCUGGUGGUACUUGUUAUCAAAAUGAUUUUGAAGGUUUUUAGAUAGCAAAACAUGGACAUUUUGUCAUAUCUCCACAAAAGGUGUAAUAAGUGUAUGAAUUUUGUGAUUUUGUAGUUCAUUUUAUUUUUACAAAAAAGCUAUAUCGUAUAUGACAUGUAUAUAGUUGCAAUAUGAAAACUUCUUGCAUAUAAUGCAAUGUACUUUUUCACUGUAGAGAUUGGUCUGUGAUAUAUAUAUUUUUUGUUGUUGUUAAAAUUGCGAAGUAUAUAACGUUCAUAUUGUGAUAAUACUAUAGGGUUAUUGCAUGAAUAUUGGGGAAUAUUGUCCCGAGUAGAACUUAAGUAUAUUGGACGAGCUUGUGAGUGCAAUAUAUGUUCUAAGAGGGACAAUAUUCCCCAAUAUUCAUGCAAUAACCCUUUUAUUGUAUAGCAAUAUAAUAUUUGAAAGUAAAACUUUUUUUAAACUUAGAUUUUGUCGUUAAUGACGUCAUGAGUUUUGAAGAUUUAUUGCAUUAGUGCAAUAUUAGAAUUUAUUGCACGCUAAUUUUUUGUUACUUUCUGUGGGGAAUAUUAUAUUGCUAUACAAUAAAUUUAUAUUUAACUUAAACAUUUGCCAUGUUCAUUACUCAAUUUCUAGUCUUAAAAUGUUCAAAAUCAUACAAAAUUGGAAAAAGUUACAAUAUUAACACGAUGAAUGGCCAAACAUUAAAUGAUUUAAUAAUUGUCUCGGAUACAUAUUAUGAACAUGCAAAAGCAUUCAACAUGAAAUUUCAUAACCCAUUGAAUUCAAUGUUCUUAAAAGUCCCUUUUGUAAUUAAAGUAAAAGUACAUAUGUAUAAAUAAUAUGAGAGUAAAAUUGAAUGAUAAAGAAUUUUGCACAUUUUGGAAGUCUUUAAAACUAUUUGCAUUAGAAUAGACUUAGUGCAUAUUGUGUGCAUAUUUUCAAUUUUAUUCACCAUGAAAACCAUGUUACAGUGUUCUCCCAAGCUAGCCCUGAUAUGCAUAGGCUUACUAAAUUACUAUCUAGCCUGCAUGAAAUCUACUAGGCUUAUUAAAAUGUAAAUAAAAUUUUUAAAAGAAAAUAAGUGUCAAGCUUGUAGCUUGUUUAUCCUACAGACUGCCUAAGUAUUUUCAAACCGUACUAUGCGACUAAAACAGCAUGUUUUCCUUAAUUUAAAGCACCACAUUUACAAUACUUUCUGUUAUAAGAUCUAUUUACAUAGACCAAAUCAUCGGCUUUCUUAUACCUAUAGAACUACACAGCACUAUAUAUACAGUACAGGGCGUUUUGGUCCUUGGGAGAACACUAGACCAUUAUGGACACUAACAUUAGAACCAUUUUAUUGCUUAGCACAAUUCUUAGUAAUACCCUUAUGAAAUAUGUAUUCAAGGUGAUUUUGAUGUAAAAUGUACAUAUGUAUGUUCUAUAUUUGUUUGAAUAAAAAAUGGGACCAGUUACCACGUUUCUAAA